Staurois parvus is the source of this 292-nucleotide messenger RNA. The record is from the annotation of a GenBank genome assembly. Lineage: Eukaryota; Metazoa; Chordata; Amphibia; Anura; Ranidae.
AUGAUCAGUUUGGUGUGCAUUGCUAGAGAGGUUUUUUCUCUUGGGAGAGUGCAUGUGAUCAGCACAGGGCCAAUCAGUGCUGUCCAGACAGAGGGUCAGGGGUUCUGCAUCUUCCUAGAGAACUCCUCCUACAAGCUGUAACCAGUGCUCUGCUGGGCACUGAUAGAAGUCACAAGACUGCUCUAACUUCUGAUGAGAAAAGGUAUUUAGCAGUUUUUAUUUACUAAAAUAAUUGCAUUUCCAUGUUCUGUGUACUGUGGGAGACCAGAUAUAGUGAAUGCAGGGUGCUGGG